Messenger RNA from Haliotis rufescens (red abalone), 3969 nucleotides. RefSeq names its product WASH complex subunit 2-like. The record is from RefSeq and is a predicted model, not a curated record. The transcript is spliced from 12 exons. Lineage: Eukaryota; Metazoa; Mollusca; Gastropoda; Lepetellida; Haliotidae. The coding region runs from base 471 to 3356 and encodes 961 amino acids.
AGUGCGAUCGUUGACAAAUGACAACAUAUCAACUUCAGCCAAUCUAAUUUAGUUUGGGGAAUUUGUGAAAACAAGUAGCUACAUAUAUUGCAGGGUCUGAUAUCACACCAGUUUCGACUUGUAAAUAUGCGGAACAGACGGGACUAUAUUUUCAGUCGACCAAGCCUUGUGAUGUCACCGUUUGUGAGUGUGACAUCGCUUGACUGAGAGUUUCAAAGCUUGUUGACGGAUGGUGUCGCAAAAGGAGGCGUGGAUAAGCGAAUUCCGACGCUGAGAUGUCACAAUCUUAGCCUCAGGUCUUUUUCGUUUCCGUCCCUAUUUCCUAUUCCAUGGUUUAGAGACUUAAAUCGAUUUUGUCACGGACAUAACGUUUCGCAUGGACUUGGAUCGGAGCCAAACCAACCCCUCCCAUCACCUGAGAUUGACAAAAUGCACAUGACUUCCAAGAAUAGAGGCAUAUAGUUAUCAUCAUGUCUACACCCGUGCGAGACCCCUUCGAAGACCUCCUAGACAUGGGGGAAGACGAGAAGGGGGUAGAGUCGUUACCCCCUCUGCCUGCAUCCCAGCCCCCUCAGGGUGACUCUUGGAUGGUUUUGUCAAAGGAUGCUGAUGACUUCAAGUCCAUGGCAGACGCAGAUUUAUUUGAUAGUGGUAGCUCCAGCAUGAAGUCCUCUAACACCGACGAACUUGGCGACCUCUUCUCCAGCACCAGCAGCAAGGGUGGCACCAAGGCUCACGGGAGUACAUUUGAUGACCUGUUUGGGGGAGGACCCGCUGAUAAGAAGGCAAAGAAGAGUUCAUCCAGUCAUGGAUCCACCUUUGAAGAUUUGUUUGAGGACUCCAAACCUAGUGGCACAUCUGUACAGCAGGGUAGUGCCAUGGAUGACUUGUUUGGAAGUGUCAAGUCCAGCACAGUUUCUGGUACUGAUUCUUCUUUGGUUGAUCUGUUUGGAAGUGGUGGUGCAAAGCAGUCGAGCCAGACGUCAAGUAAGAGCAAUGGAGCUCAACUUGUGGAUAUAUUUGGUGAUUCUGAAAGUGGGAAAUCAGACGCUAUUUUUUCCAGCAAGAAUACUGAUGACCUUGAUGAACUGUUCAAAAGUGACUCGAAAAAAUCUGAGAAAACUCCUGAGGAUAUUUUUGGGAGUUCGAGUGAAAAGAAGUCUAGUUCUGGAAUAGAUAUGUCCAGUAACAAAAGUGACGACACACUUGAUAUCUUCAAAGAAUCCACUGUGAAAACAUCUAGUUGUAAAACAAAUUUAGAUGACCUGUUUGGCAGUUCUUCUCAGACGACAAAGUCCAUGGAAUCGGUUACAGCGGUUUUGUCUACAGAUGACGCCAUGUUCACCAAUGGUAAGAGCAGCAGGACUAGCAGUGACCUUGAUGACCUCUUCGCCAGGGAUACAGCCAGCAGCAAGACAGCAGCAGCAGCAGCAGAUACCGAGAACACUCCUGACACUGUGGAUGGGAAGGUUGAUGUUCUCAUCUCACCUGGGGCAGAGCAAGCUAAGCGAAACAGCAGCAGUGAUUUUGGAGACACGGAACCACAUGAGUUGGACUUCUCUGUGAUUGAGGAUACAUCAUUGCUGGAUCCAAACAUAAAUAGAAGCAAAUCAUCACUACGGAAACGGAGCUCACUGGCACGGAGGAAGAAGCCCACUCGCAGCAGCAUGAGACGAGUGUUUCAGCAGCCGGAGGAUGGUCUCAGCGUCAGCCCUUCAAGUGCAGAUGGAGACAGGGAUGAAGUGGAAGAUGAGGCUAAGCCAGAGGAAGAACCUGAGUCUGUCGUCGCCAAGGAGAAGGACGAGGACAAGAAGCCUGAAGUUGGCCGGAAGUGCCCUGUAGCUGGUGGGAGACUGCUCCUUGGGCCUGAUGUCCUCGCACAGUCACAGCUGCUGAAGGGUAUUGGCAGCAAGAGAGGUCAACCAUCAACCAAGAUUGACAAGGUUGACAACGAGGUCGCAGCUGGAGGUUCCUCUGUGGUCAAGGCUGAGUCCAAGCAGGUGCAGCUUCCCCCCGAGAAGCCUGUGGAGAAGUUGAAGGAGAAGUCCGUGGAGAAGGUUGAAAGGACGAAGGAGAAGGCAGAGGAGACUAAGGAGAAGGCCGAGGAGGUCGCCUCCUCCAGUGCUGGCCCAGAGAAGGAGGAAGCAGUCGGGAAGAAGGGCCCCAUUGGAGGAAGGCUGGUGCUAGGACCUGAUAUGUUGGCUCAGUCUCAGCUGUUAAAAGGAAUUGGGAACAAGCGAGGUCAGCCCUCCUCUACAGCUGAUGCUGCCCCUGAUCAAACAAAUGGUGCUCCCUCUGUCUGUGAGCUCAAUUCCAUGGAGGAUCUACAGAAACCUGUCAUCAAAUCAAGGAAACCACAACUCAGCCCCAGACCUAAACUGUCUCCACCCUCCGAUCUUAAGACCACGACCCCGAGGUCUCGGUUGAAGGAGCCACAGCCUGGGGAGACUAAGAAAGGCUCCUUGUCCCUGUCUCAGGAGACUGGUAAGAGCAGUGUGUUUUCUACUGUGCUAAAGCCUACCGUGCCUCAGGAGAGUAGCAGCAACAAGACAUCGUCUGUGACCUUGGAGAAGGUCAACCUCCGGUCAACCAGAAGCAGCAGCAUCAACUCUGACUCAAAGGUCACCAGUCCCACGGUGGAGAACAAUGUGAUUCACGGGGAGCUGUCCGAGAGGAAGAACUCCCUGAGGAGAGUGUCGCCGGGGAAGAACAAGGAAGAGGAAGGGAAAGAGGAGAAGAAGGACCAGCCUGCCUGGCUAACCGGGAUGAAGCUACGGAAGACUUCACCGGCAACCAGCGACACCAGCAGCACUGACACCAGGGGCUUCACCGAGCGCACUCCUGUGAAGACAUCCGAGGCUAAAGGAGGCACGACCAGGGUUGAGAUAGCGGUCAGUCCAAAGGCCAGUACUAGUGUCUGCACUACAACUCCUCGCAUCCCCAGGGAGGACAGACCACAAGCAGUCCUCAAACCUCUGGUGGACCGGCCCAAACCCAAGAUAGAAGCCAAGCCGAGUAGUGUGAACGGUCGCGGUGAUGCAUCAGUGAGCAAGUCUCCCCUCGGUGUACGGGACACCAACACCACUACUGAAGACCUGCCGUCAUGGAAACGGGACCUGGCUGAGCGGCGGAAGAAGAAGAAAGAAGAUCCAAUCCCUGGCACCCCUACUAAGUCUGACUCACCAGAUGUGGCAGCAAACUGGCGUGCCCAGCUGUCACAGAAGAAGAGGAGGCCAGUGAUGUCACCCGGAGGAGAUGCUAAGGCAAGCCCCGACAGCAAGCAGCCGGAGUGGGCCAUGCAAGCAGAACAACGCAGAGCAAGGCUUGUCAAGUCCGGACUUAUUGGGCAGAAGUGAACACGAGAAUCUUAAAACAACAAAUCCUAUAUAAAGUCCUUCAUCCUUCCUGCUCAGCAGCUCGUGAUGUGAAGCUUGUACAGUGAGCUGGACACCCCUAGGGCAGGGUGUGCCCAGGGAGGGACCACACCCCCGUGUAGUCAUCUCUCAUCAUUCCACUGUUAUUCACUACUCUUAAGCAAUCUUAAGUGUUAAUGGUGCUCAAAUUGUUGUAUAUUACGUAUUGUUAAUUCUAGACAUAUGUCAACAUUGGAGACUCAACAAUUAUGAAGACCAGGUUUUGCAAUGUCCGUGUGGGUUGUCUGUCAACACAGCAUACAGCUCCAUCUUCAAGUUAUCGUCAAAUUGUCACGAGAAAAUUUGGCCUCAAACUUAUGACAGUUACUAUGGAUGCAGUGAAUUGUAUUACAGCAUACAUGUAUGUAUGUAUAUACUUGCACUCUCUUCUGAUGUCUAAUCCUUCAUUGUAUGAUUUGUCUUGGAUUGAUAUGUCAGUGUUUGCGCUGAUGUUGUUGUAUUAGCUCACCUGAUGCUGUACAUAUUAGCUCACCUGGUCAUCAGCCACUAGAGUGUGUGCAGGGGUGUCCCAUCAGUUGGUAUUAAAUCUUGCUGU